Melitaea cinxia (Glanville fritillary) is the source of this 4664-nucleotide messenger RNA. Its product is annotated as tetratricopeptide repeat protein 21B-like. The transcript has 13 exons. Gene Ontology annotation, biological process: protein localization to cilium; intraciliary retrograde transport. The coding region runs from base 485 to 4402 and encodes 1305 amino acids. The record is from RefSeq and is a predicted model, not a curated record. Gene Ontology annotation, cellular component: intraciliary transport particle A. Gene Ontology annotation, molecular function: protein binding. NCBI's taxonomy places the organism in Eukaryota, Metazoa, Arthropoda, Insecta, Lepidoptera, Nymphalidae.
UAAAGAUGUCAAUGUCAAAAUAUGACAACUAUAAUCUUAAAUCUAUAGGUAGGUAAUGUUUUAUCGUCAGAUUAUUUUUUGGCGCAGUAUAACUGAAGCAGUACCUAUAAUUUGUUGUUACUGUGAAUUUCGGACCUAAAUAAUUCCAUGUCUGGAAUGAUAACUCGAGCAAGAGCCUUCUCGACGCAAGCGUUGAAGGUAGUCAAUAAUGCUGCUAAGCAACAGUUUGUUGUGACUUUACAAAGCGCGGAAGCAACCGUUACUUAUGACAAAAAAGAUGAAGAAAUAACAUUUAUUCACACAAAUGUGCCUAAGGAAUUUCAAGGGCGAGGUGUUGGUAAACUGUUAGCUCAGCAUGUUUUUACUUACGCCAAUGACAACACCUUGAAGGUUGUAUGCAAGUGUCAUUUUCUUGCAAAAUAUUAUGAAGAUAAUUUAGAUAAAUUUAAAAAUCUUCAGGUACAACUAGAUUUAGAAUAAAACAAUGGAUGCUAUGUGGUGUAGGUGUAAUAUACAUUAUUAUUUACGUGAAAAAUGUUAUGGUAAGGUUAAAAAAAUUGCUAGGGAAGCUGCAAUGCAAUAUAGUGACAAAUCAGAAUUUUUAUUUUAUCAUGGAUUAUCAAAUAUUUUAGAGGGACAAAUACAACAAGGUAUAAAUGAUUUAACACCUCUGCAAUCCCAUAGAGAUUUGCAGUUUGCUAUUGUGAUGGCUCUUAUUUACAGUAACAAACUGUUGAAUAGUUCUGAAAGAGAAAAUAUAUACAACUUGGAAUCGAAAUUAAAAGAAGAAAAAAAAGUCGCUAACAGUGUUUCAUUUUAUUAUGCAGGAUUAUUUUUAUCACUAGCAGAAAAGUAUGAAAAAGCAUCUGAAUAUAUAAAUAAAUCAUUAAGAAAAGAUCCUAAUAACUUGGAUACAUUAAUUUUGAAAGGUUGGAAUGACAUGUACUUAAACAUUGGUGACAUUCAAGCUUCAAUUUUGGACUGUCUAGAGUUAGCUCUUCAAAAAAGUGAAAGGAACAUAGAAGCUCUUUUGGGUUUAGCAAAAUUUAAAUAUUUUAUGAGAGACUUCAAUGCCUCCAAUUUAUUAUUGGACAAACUUAUAGUAAAUAAUCCACACCAAGCUGUACCAAUUAUUGAAAAAUUAAAAAAUGAAUUUGCUGCUCAAAAAUGGGAUGCUGUAUAUGAUGCACUAGAAAGAGUUCUUUCUAUAGAACCGGCAAAUGUUGAAGCUCUAAAGAUAAGAAUAUUUAUUGCCCUAUGUAAGAAUUCAGACUAUAUUGAAGCAGUUGAUCAACUCAAUACAUUUUUUACUCUCUUGGAGAAUGAAGAAACUAACAAUGCUUUUCUAUUUUAUAAUACUGCACAGACAUUUUCUAGAGUAUGUGGAAGAUCUAGUGCAGUACUUUCUCAAGUAUACAGAUUUGCACAAUAUGCAUCAGAAAUGUAUUCCAAUAAUGUUGAUUACUUAAGUGAAGUGGGCUACCAAUGCGUUUUACAGGGAAAGUAUAAAGAUUCCUUGAGUUUCUUUAAAGCAGCUAGUAGAGUUGACAGUAAUUCCAUAACUGCUUUAUGUGGUUUAACAAUUUGUCAAAUGUUUGAAAAUGGUCCAACUGAUCAGAUUUCUCAACAAAUUGAGCUUUUGUAUGAAAUGCAAGGAAUGCAAAAGUUUCCAAUUUUGUACUUAUUGUCAGCACAGUUGAACACAAAGAAUCCAAAUGCUGUUAACUUUUUGAACAAAGCAAUAGAUGCUCAAAUAGCUUUAGCUGAUAUCUAUCCAUACAGCCUUAUCUAUAUAAAGAAUCUUGAUCCAGAUUUUCUUCUAGAAGUUUAUAAAGAAUACAAAAAGCAUUUACCAAAAAAACCUUUUGUUAUUGUUGGUCAUAUACUGUACAAUCAAGAAGGAAAUAAUUCAUCUGUGUCAAAUUGUAUGAAAUUGUUAACUACAAUAUACCAAUCAUGUCCUGGAUUAAUACCUGUAUUGUAUGAAUUAGCCAAAUUAAAAUUUGCCUUUGGUUAUUCCGAUGAGGCACAGAAGUUGGCUCAGCAGAUUGUUGAUCUUGAUAAUACUCAUGCAGGUGCCCAAGUUUUACUAGCGCAAAUAUUAAUUCAACAAGGUGCAUUUGCAAAAGCAGCACAAUCUUUAGAAAUGUGCCUGAGCUAUAAUUUUAAAAUUCGAGACAGUGCUAUGUAUCAUUUUCUAAAUGGUGUUAUUUUAAAAAAUAUGAAUCAGUUGCAAGAAGCAUUGGCAAGCUUCGUAACGAGUCUUCAGAUAUUGACAGGAAAGAGUAAUAUUAACAGACAUAUUGAACCUGAACUAAAUAUAAUUGAUAGAGCUACAUUAUAUUUGCAAAUAAUUGAACUACAAACAACUUUAGGACAACUUGGAGAAGCAGAAAAAACCAUGCAGGAAGCAAUUCAGGAAAUCACCUUUACUUCAGAAGAAAGUCGAUUACUAAUAGCUCGUUCAGAAUUAGCCCUAAAAAAGGGUGACAUUGACAAUGCUAUUGAAAUUCUCAAUGAAGUAAAACCAGGGCAAUCUUAUUACUUCCAAGCUCAUAGCAAAAUGGCACACAUUUACUUAAAGGAAAAGAAUGAUAGAGUUAUGUUCACAUCAUGCUUCAAAGAUAUUGUCAACAAUCACCCAAUGGCAGAUGCACAUACAAUGAUGGGUGACGCUUAUAUGUCAAUUCAUGAGCCUGUACAAGCAGCUGAAUCUUAUGAAACAGCUUUAAAGGGCAACCCUAAAGACAUAAAUUUAAUAAAAAAGCUAGGAGAAGCAUUAAUGAAAAUGCAUGAAUAUGAUAAAGCAGUGCAACAUUAUGAAAAUGCUAUUAAAUUGUUGAAUGAUGAUGAACUUAAAUUUGAAUAUCUGGAAAUUCUUAUCAAGCUAAGGCAAUACGACAAAGUUGAUUCAACAAUAUCGAGCGAACUAAAUCAAUUAUACAACAAAGAAAAAGAUAUAUCAACAUUGAAACGUCGUAUCCGCCUGCUUCUUACUCAAUUUAAAAGUCGUGAACUGAAAAAUCCAACAGCGGGAAAUACAAAUUUAAUUCUAACAGAAGCAAAAGAUUUACAAACAACUAUUUUGAAAAGAAUAGAAAUAGACUCGAGGAGAGAUUUAGAAGAGGAGAAAAAGCAAUUGUCAACAAUUCUCUGUUUAUUAGCAAAAGUAAAGUCUGCUAAGGAACCUGCAGUUGCAGCCAGCCUUUAUUCGGAGGCAUUAAUAAAUUUGCCGAGAGAUCCAAAUACUUUGUUGGCUUUAGCUAAAUUAUAUGCCCAGAUGAAUAAUCCUGAAAAAUGUGAACAAACUUGUACCGUGCUUCUGAACACAGAUCCUAAUAACGAAUCAGCAGCUGUUAUGAUGGCAGAUUUAGCUUUUCGUAAGGUCGAUUUAGAAACAGCUCAGCGUCAUUUAGAACAAAUUUUAUCUGUAAAACUUACGAGCUGGGAGGCGCUUGCGCAACUCAUUGAAGUGCAGUGGCGACGUGGGAAGUUAGAAGAAGUUGAACAAACAUUGGAUGCAGCUAAAACCCUAUUAGGAAACCACGACGAUCCAGGCUAUUCGUACUGCGUGGGCCUGCACUCGAUGUACUCGGGGCGCGUGAACGCGGCGCUGCGGCAGCUGAACGCGGCGCGCCGCUCGCCGCGCUGGGCGCACGCCGCCGCGCGCCGCAUGGCGCUGCUCUGUCUGGCGCAGCACGCCAGCGCGCCGCGCGCCGAGCCGCUGCCCGUCGACGACUCGGAUACUCGUCUCCUAGCACUGAGAACAGGCGAAAAGCUUAUAUCGGAAGUAGCUCCAUCGGAACGUAAAUCGUUACAAGCUCUCUUGCAACUGGCUACUAAACAGAAAUCGCAGGCCGAACGAGUGUUACAGGAACUUUUGCCACUAGUCACUGAAGAUGGAUUCCAGGAUGACCCGUACCUUAUUCUAGCUAUUGCAAAUGCGUACAACAUCUUAAAACAACCAACUAGGGCAAAAAACAUUCUAAAAAGAACCAUAUCUUCUAUACCAUGGACACCAGAAAAAGCAGAUGGCUUGGAGAGGUGUUGGUUGGAAGUUGCAGACAAUCAAAUAAAUUCGGGUAGAUCAGACGCAGCAAAGGAAAUUUUAACAAAAAUUAUAAAUCACAACAAUUCUUGUGCAACCGCUUAUCAAUAUUUGGGAUCUUUAGCCGAAAAGGAUCAAAACUAUAAAGUAGCCGCUUAUAAUUAUGAUAAGGCUUGGGUGCAUACAGGUAAAAAUGAUUUGGCCGUAGGAUAUAAACUGGCGUACGCAUACUUGAAGGUGAAAAAAUACCCAGAAUGUAUUGUCGUCUGCAGAAAUAUUUUAAAAACUCACCCAGACUAUCCGAAAAUAAAGAAAGAAAUAUUAGAUAAGGCUAAAAUGAAUCUCAGAACUUAAAGUAUUUUAAAAAAAUAUGUAUUGCAAGAAAUAUUCGAAAUAAAAAAAUUGUUUUCUUAGUGAAAUAAUUUGGCCGUUAUUUGUUUCGAUUUACGUAACAAGAACACUUGGUAUAAAUUUUUUACAGGUUUUGGAAAUUUUAUGCUUAGUUUCUCUUACAUAUUAUAAGAAAUAUCUAAAAUGACUAUUUUGUAGGAUCCUAAUAAUAUAAUAUUACUAUGAAAAAAGGCGCACAGCAUUUUAAUAAAAUGACUAGACGAAA